CUCCUGCUGAGUCUUGACAGCGUCAGGCAGAGGUCCACAGUGAGGGCAGGGCUGAUCACCUCCUCGGAUUACAAUGGUCGACACAGAAAUGCCGUUUUGGCCCAUUAAUUUUGGAAUUAGCCCAGUGGAUCUGUCUGCCAUGGAAGAUCACUCUCAUUCCUUCGACAUAAAGCCCUUUACCACUGUUGAUUUUUCUAGUAUUUCUUCACUACACUAUGAAGAUAUUCCUCUUGCAAGAACUGACCAGACAGCCAUUGAUUACAAAUAUGAUACCAAGCUCCAGGAAUGCCAAAGUGCAAUCAAAAUGGAGCCUCCUUCCCCACCUUAUUUUUCAGAAAAAGUUCAGUUGUACAAUAAACCUCCUGAAGAGACCUCCAAUUCUCUCAUGGCUAUAGAAUGCAGAGUAUGUGGGGACAAGGCUUCUGGAUUUCAUUAUGGUGUGCAUGCAUGCGAAGGUUGUAAGGGUUUCUUUCGAAGAACAAUCAGGUUAAAGCUAAUCUAUGACAGAUGUGAUCUGAAUUGUCGCAUUUAUAAGAAAAGCAGGAAUAAAUGUCAGUAUUGCAGAUUUCAGAAAUGCCUUGCAGUUGGCAUGUCACAUAAUGCUAUCAGGUUUGGGCGAAUGCCACAAGCUGAGAAGGAGAAGCUCCUGGCAGAGAUUUCCAGCGACAUCGACCAGUUAAACCCAGAGUCGGCUGAUCUUCGAGCCCUUGCCAAGAACUUGUAUGACUCAUACAUAAAGUCCUUCCCUCUGACCAAAGCCAAGGCGAGGGCAAUCUUGACAGGAAAAACGACAGACAAAUCACCAUUCGUUAUUUACGACAUGAACUCCUUAAUGAUGGGUGAAGAUCAGAUCAAUUGCAAACAUGUGACACCCCUGCAGGAGCAGAACAAAGAGGUGGCAAUUCGCAUCUUCCAGCGGUGUCAGUUUCGAUCAGUGGAGGCAGUGCAGGAGAUCACAGAAUUUGCCAAAAGCAUUCCAGGCUUUGUGAACCUUGACCUGAAUGACCAAGUAACUCUCCUGAAAUAUGGUGUCCACGAGAUCAUCUAUACAUUGCUGGCCUCACUGAUGAAUAAAGAUGGAGUUCUCAUAUCCAAUGGACAAGGAUUCAUGACACGGGAGUUUCUGAAGAGCCUGAGAAAACCUUUUUGUAACUUUAUGGAGCCCAAAUUUGAGUUUGCUGUGAAGUUCAAUGCACUGGAACUAGAUGAUAGUGACCUGGCAAUAUUUAUAGCUGUCAUUAUACUCAGUGGAGAUCGCCCCGGUUUGUUGAAUGUGAAGCCCAUUGAAGAUAUACAAGACAAUUUGCUGCAGGCUCUGGAGCUCCAACUAAAGCUGAAUCACCCAGAAUCAUCACAGCUGUUUGCAAAGUUGCUUCAGAAAAUGACGGACCUCAGACAGAUUGUAACAGAACAUGUGCAGCUGUUGCAAAUAAUAAAGAAAACGGAGACAGAUAUGAGUCUUCAUCCACUCCUACAAGAAAUCUACAAAGACUUGUAUUAAUGACCACAAAAAUUCUAAUCUGCUGACAUAAUGUACGUUCUUCAAAUUGCACUAUUUCUUUGAGGGAAAACAUUACAUACCUAAGAAAUUACUGUGAAAUACCAUUUAAAAAAGAGAGAAAGCUUUAGUAUAGUAGAUGUAUUUUAUGCAUAUUGUUUAUAAAGACACAUUUACAAUUUACUUUUAAUAUUAAAAAUGUCUAUAUCAUGAAA
Molecule: messenger RNA, 1713 nt
Organism: Gopherus flavomarginatus (Mexican gopher tortoise)
Lineage: Eukaryota; Metazoa; Chordata; Testudines; Testudinidae
Gene: PPARG
Product: peroxisome proliferator activated receptor gamma
Exons: 8
Coding region: 74-1501 (475 amino acids)
Biological process (GO): regulation of lipid metabolic process; negative regulation of transcription by RNA polymerase II; hormone-mediated signaling pathway
Cellular component (GO): nucleus
Molecular function (GO): nuclear receptor activity; zinc ion binding; RNA polymerase II cis-regulatory region sequence-specific DNA binding
Source: RefSeq, a predicted model, not a curated record